Messenger RNA from Anopheles moucheti, 737 nucleotides. It is a transcript of the gene mRpL35, whose product is annotated as 39S ribosomal protein L35, mitochondrial. Gene Ontology annotation, biological process: translation. The transcript has 2 exons. Gene Ontology annotation, cellular component: mitochondrion; ribosome. The coding region runs from base 80 to 664 and encodes 194 amino acids. The record is from RefSeq and is a predicted model, not a curated record. NCBI's taxonomy places the organism in Eukaryota, Metazoa, Arthropoda, Insecta, Diptera, Culicidae. Gene Ontology annotation, molecular function: structural constituent of ribosome.
CGCCAAUCCGGUUCUUACGUGAGGAGCUCGUAAUGUUUUGAAGCGAUCUCCAGGAAAAAGCAGCAAUUUUCACAGGAAAAUGCUCCGGAGUAUAGCUUCAUUGGCUAUUCGCCAAGUGAUACAAACAAGAACCUUCGCUAACCGUGUUCCGCCGCCGGUUGUUCCCGUUCUUUCAUCGCAUUCGGGUCGUAAUUUUUCACUCUUCGUACGACCGAACAGCGAUGUAGUUCCUUCCUUUCGUAACACGAUCUCACGGCUACCAAGCAACACAUGUUCCAUGGAACGGUCUACAUCCCUCCGGUUGCUUGAUGCCAUCGCAGUAUCCCCGGUGUUACAAACACAACCUAGCCGCACCGUGAUUAAGUUUUCCUUGCGCAAAGGCAAAAGAAAGACGGUGAAAGCAGUGAUCAAACGAUUCAAGCGUCUGGAUUGGGGUGGAUGGAUACGGACCAUCUCCGGACGGCAUAAGAAAAUGUGGCGAAAGCGAGGGAAUCGCAAGCGUCGCCUGCGGCAGCACGUUCUCGUCAAUGGGACGCAGGCUACGCUGCUAGAUAAGAUGGUUACCAAGUACUGGAAGCGACCCAGGUACUACAUCAACGAUCCGUACACACCGUACCAUACCAGGGAAGAGUUUGUGUACACGAGAAGAAAGCCACUGAAUUGAUGUCGGUACAUCGAGCCGGAGUAAUGUAGUUGAACGAUUAAAACUUAUUCAACAGUGAAUUAUAGUCGUACAU